Molecule: messenger RNA, 258 nt
Organism: Miscanthus lutarioriparius
Lineage: Eukaryota; Viridiplantae; Streptophyta; Magnoliopsida; Poales; Poaceae
Source: the annotation of a GenBank genome assembly
AUGGCUGCGGCACUUGGGGGCCUUCUCCCCGGCGUCUGCGCCGUGCUGAUGGUAAUCGCCGUCGCAAGCGCUGCCUCCAGCGAAGCCUCCUCGGUGGUCGUCGGCCUCGCCAAAUGCGCCGACUGCACCAGGAAGAACAUGAAGGCCGAGGCGGCAUUCAAGGUCCAAGUUUCUCAUGCUAUCUACAAGUAUGUACCUAUCCCAUCAACAUGUAUUCCACUUGCUAAAUAUAUCACUCUUGUUGUCCAAAAUCUUUGA